UCAACUCCUCAUCAGUAAGUUCCUUCAUGCCGGAGUCGGAGUAGUUUCGCAUGGACCAAAAAGUUUAUUUUGACACAAGCAAUGGAUUACAGACACACUCAGUUUCAUUUCUUAUUCUUGUAUUUAUUUGUUAACAACGGAUUUAUUGGGAUCCAGUCAAAAGAACAUGUGCUACUUGAUAUGAAGUCUGCUGGAAGUGAAUUAGGUUGGUUAACCUGGCCGAAUGAAGAAGGGUGGGAAGUUGUCCAGACAGUCGUGAACGGCUCUCUUCUUUACACCUACAGUGUGUGCAAUGUUGCCAGUGACACAGAACAAGACAACUGGGUUCGUACGACCUUUAUCCAGCGCAGGCCAGACGUCUCUCGUGUAUCCGUAGAGCUCCGCUUUAUAGUACGGGACUGCAACUCAUUUGGUGGCUCGUCACCUUCCUGCCGCGAGACUUUUGGCCUCUAUCUGAGCGAGACGGACACAGAUGUUGGCACAAAUUUCCGCAAGAGCCAGUUUCGAAAGAUAGCCACAGUAGCCCCAGACGAGGUAACAGCAAAUCGUGGAGGGGGCCGAGCUGAUUUGCGAGUGAACAUUGAGACAAAGAGCAUCGGGCCACUCUCCAGAAGGGGCUUCUAUCUUGCCUUCCAGGAUAUAGGGGCCUGUGUUGCUCUCCUGGGGCUGAGGGUGUUCUACACCACCUGUCCAGCCACGAUGAGAAGUCUGGCCGCCUUUCCUGAGCAGGUGGCAUCAGGAGCGCUGGCGGAGGUGGAGGGCACCUGUGUGAAGGACGCAGUGGUGGUUGGAGAAGCUGCUCCUCGGAUGUACUGCACUGCUGAGGGAGAGUGGGUCGUUCCUGUGGGCCAGUGUCUCUGCCGAGCGGGAUACCAAGCUGUUGGAGAUGCUUGCAAAGCUUGUGAACCGGGUUACUACAAGAGUACUGAUUCAAGCCAGCCAUGUGAAGUGUGUCCAGAAAACACCAAGCGCUCAGGUCAUGGAUCACUGUUGUGCUCCUGCAUGGAGGGCUUCUUCCGGGCCCCUAUGGACCCUAACUCUGCUCCUUGCUCUGCUCUGCCUAGCCCUCCACAAAACCUGGUAUACACGCCUCUCCUGACUGCGGGGAGUUUGCAGCUGACUUGGCACCCACCGGCAGACACUGGCGGCAGAAGCGAUAUCACAUAUAGUGUGGUGUGCGAGCGCUGUGAGGGUGGUCUGUGUUCGCUGUGUGGUGGGAGGGUGCGAUUUGAGCCUGCGCAGACAGCCUUGAAAGACCCCGAGGUGGUGGUUAGCGAGCUGGAGCCUCAUGUGAACUACACAUUUACAGUCGAGGCCCAAAAUGGCGUGUCCCAGUUCAGUCGAAAGAGAGCCACGGACAGCAUUACAGCAGUGCUUCACUUCACAGAUGGCCCAAGGGUGCUGUACUUGAGAGUUGAAGAUCGGACCACCAGCAGUCUGACUCUAUCCUGGGUUGUGGACCACCAUGUGCAGAAUAACAACUCCCCCCGCUAUGAGCUCAUGUACCGCAAGAAGGAGGAUCCUGGAGAGUUGGAUGUCACCACCUACACCGUUCUGGUUUUGGAGAAGAACUCUGUGCAGAUUAAUGACCUCUUACCAGGAACAAAGUAUGUGUUCCGCGUUCACACCCUGACAGCGGAAGGCCAUCCCAGCAGCCACAACGCCGAGCUUGAAUUUGAGACGUUGGCUCUCGCGGAAUCUCAGACACAGAAUAGUUCCAUGGUUGUCAUGGGAGCAGUUGCUGGGGGCGGAGUCAUGUUGCUGAUUGUGGUGGUUAUUUUGCUCCUUCACAAAAGGAGGCUCAAUUCCCAUGUCCGACGGAGGGUAGAUGGAAAUUACUUUUCAUGUCCAGAAAAACUCCUGCCUUUGAAGACCUACAUUGAUCCCCAUACAUAUGAAGACCCCUGUUCGGCUGUCCUCAAGUUUGCCAGUGAAAUUCAUCCUAGUCAUUUCACCAAGCAGAAAGUCAUUGGUGCAGGAGAAUUUGGUGAGGUGUACCGUGGUUCUCUGAAGAUACCGGGGCGCUGUGAAGUCGCAGUAGCGAUAAAGACCCUGAAGCCAGGCUACACUGAGAAGCAAAGGCAGGACUUCCUUAGUGAAGCCAGUAUUAUGGGCCAGUUUUCCCAUAAGAAUAUUAUCCGUCUGGAGGGUGUUGUCACUAAAUGUAAGCAUCAUAGUUUCCAGUACUUAAGAAUACCAUUCCACAAAACAGUACAUGUUUUAACAGGAUCUUUUCUUCAACCUAUUAUUUCAGUCAAAGACGCCAUGAUUAUCACCGAGUACAUGGAGAAUGGAGCUCUAGAUCAGUAUUUAAGGGACCAUGAUGGGGACUUUUCCUCAUACCAGCUUGUGGGAAUGCUCAAUGGCAUAGCAGCAGGAAUGAAGUACCUCUCAGACAUGAAUUACGUCCAUCGGGACCUCGCGGCUCGUAAUGUCCUGGUCAACGGCAACUUGGAGUGUAAAGUCUCCGAUUUUGGCCUGUCGCGAGUGUUGGAGGACUACCCUGAGGGAACCUACACGACUACUGGAGGAAAGAUUCCUAUUCGUUGGACAGCGCCCGAGGCAAUCGCAUACAGGAAGUUCACUUCAGCCAGUGACGUGUGGAGUUUUGGCAUAGUCAUGUGGGAAGUGAUGUCAUUUGGAGAAAGACCCUACUGGGAAAUGAGCAACCAUGAGGUGAUGAAAUCCAUAAACGAAGGCUUCAGAUUGCCGGCACCGAUGGGCUGCCCGUCUGCGGUCAAUCAGCUCAUGCUGCAGUGCUGGAUGCAGGACCGCUCCAAACGGCCACGAUUUGUAGAUAUCGUCAACUUGCUCGAGAAGCUUCUUCGCAACCCAGAGUCGCUCUCUGCCAUUGCCAGUGUCGACCCACGUGUCUCUAUUCGUCUACCCAGCACAAGUGGUAGUGAUGGCGCCCCCUUCAGGUCAGUGGAUGAAUGGCUGGAAUCCAUCAAGAUGGCCCAGUACAGAGAAACCUUUGCCCUGGCUGGAAUUAAAACGAUGGAACAGGUGCUACGCUUGAAAAUUGAGGACAUUAGUAACAUUGGAGUACGCCUACCAGGUCAUCAGAAGAGAAUAGCCUACAGCAUUCUAGGCCUGGAAGACCCGUCGGCGACUCUGGAUCUGUAUGCAGUGUGAAAGAUGUUGUUGAGCGAAGCAGCACUGUUCUGGACUGGACUUUAAAAAGCUGGCUGAAUAAAGACCAGAAUGCCCUCCUCAAAUGAAACGGACUUCCUUCGGGAAUAUAAUCACUUUACUGUUUGUUUUGUUUUAUAGCUUUUUAUAUAAUAUUUUAACAUGUCAGAUGGACCCUUAUGCUCUUUGUGAUUCUGUUUUAACUUAAGCCAUAUUAAGCGCACGGUGGACAUAUGAUGGUCUGUUUUGAAAUAUAAUAACCACUGCCUCAGGUCUGAUGAUUAGGGUACAAUCAAGGGUACAAUGAUAGUAACCUUUUAUUACUGUAGUGCCCAUACUAUUCCACAUUUAAACAGAGUUGCCAAAUGUGAGGGGUUGAAGUCUGAAAUAAGGUUGUACAAUUACAAAUGUAAAAAGUAGUAAAUGUUAUAUGUUGUUAAACUGUUGACAGACAUCCUCCUGUUUUCAAUGUUUACACGUCUUAUUUCAGCUCUUUUUAUUUAAUAUUUAUAUUUUUUUAUUUAUUGUCUGUGUUUGUAAAGAAAAUAAUGUACUGUAUAGUAUUAAAAUAUUCUGUAAGUCUCA
Molecule: messenger RNA, 3717 nt
Organism: Carassius auratus (goldfish)
Lineage: Eukaryota; Metazoa; Chordata; Actinopteri; Cypriniformes; Cyprinidae
Gene: epha2a
Product: eph receptor A2 a
Exons: 16
Coding region: 82-3135 (1017 amino acids)
Biological process (GO): axon guidance; ephrin receptor signaling pathway; protein phosphorylation
Cellular component (GO): dendrite; plasma membrane
Molecular function (GO): ATP binding; protein binding; transmembrane-ephrin receptor activity
Source: RefSeq, a predicted model, not a curated record